GAAAAAACAUAUGUCUCUCUAUAAAAUGAAUCUAACAAGUUGAUCCUCUAAACAGUCAUCUCUCAUUGACAUUGUUUCAAACACCAUGUCUUCUCUUGGAAACCAACUCUUUUUCUUCUUCUUGCUUGUCCUCUCACCCCAAAUUCAAGCAAGACAAAACAAAUUCUUCAGCUUCUUCACUCAUUUUAAAACCAUCAACAAUGUCAAAGAUCCUCAACCUUUAACAACAGCACCAACACCAGCACCUUUAUCAGCACCAACACCAGCACCUUUAUCAGCACCAACACAAGAACCUUCAGCAGCACCAGAAAUUGGAACAAGUAUACCAUCAGGGCCAGCACCAGAACCUGAAUUUUUAGACAAUGGAAAUAGUUAUGGCCUCUAUGGUAUGGAUUCAACCAAAGAGACUCCAACAACCUUUGAAAAUGAGCUUCUAAAUGAAGAUUUCAAUGACAAUAAAAGCUACAAAAAGGGUUAUCCUCAAACCAACUUCCACAACAACUACAACAAUGAAGUGUACACAAAAACCUACAACAGUGAAGAGUACAACAACAAUUAUGUGAAUGGUUACGAGAGGAAAGGAGAAGGAAUGAGUGAUACAAGGUUUAUGGAAAAUGGAAAGUACUAUUACAAUGUAAAUAAUGAAAAAGACAAUUAUAACCUCAAUGGGUAUGAAUCAGAGAGAGGAAGCAAUGAAAAUGAAGGUUAUAGCUAUGGAAAAAAUAAUCAGUAUCCAAAUGAGUUUGAUACUAUGGAAGAGUAUGAGAAGCAGCAAGAAGCACAAGGUUACACAUACACACCAUGAUUAAUUAAGUGUUGUUUUUAAUUAUAUACAUUUGGUUAAACAAUUAGAGUGAGAGACAUAUAAUGCACACACACAUUAGAAUGAAAAAUGGUAUGUAAUGAGAUUAUUGUAAUGCUUUAUUUUUCAAGUUUUAUGCAUCCUUGAUCUUGCAUAAUAUUCACUUAUUUUUAUUUUUACUUUCAUGUGUAAUGUGAGGUUUUAUCUUCUUCGGAAACUAUUUAACAUUUUGUUAAUGUAACAAGCUGAAAGAACAAGUUAUAUUUGUCAAAUAGUAUGUGAUCAAAUUUAUGUUUGGGAA
Cicer arietinum (chickpea) is the source of this 1103-nucleotide messenger RNA. RefSeq lists its product as uncharacterized. The record is from RefSeq and is a predicted model, not a curated record. Lineage: Eukaryota; Viridiplantae; Streptophyta; Magnoliopsida; Fabales; Fabaceae.